Molecule: messenger RNA, 753 nt
Organism: Caenorhabditis bovis
Lineage: Eukaryota; Metazoa; Nematoda; Chromadorea; Rhabditida; Rhabditidae
Source: the annotation of a GenBank genome assembly
AUGGCGAAGGCUCUGCCGAGACGUCUUUAUGUCUAUCGCGCCUUUCAUGAACACAAACGAUUGGAGAAGUCGUUCGAUGAUUGCGCGCGUUGCAUCGACAGCUCGAAACUCGCCAAGCACAACAUCAUCGCGAUCGGCAUCAAUACGUAUCUCGCCGUCGUCGAAUGGGACGGUCUCGAUGAGGAGCAUUGCAUUAUUGUGCCGACGCAGCAUUCAUCAAGCACCAUUCAACUUGAUGAGAAUGUUUGGGACGAAAUGCGAUUGUGGAGAAAAGGUCUCGUAGCGAUGUGGAAACAAGAGGGUAAAGAUUGCGUAUUCAUGGAAAUGUCGCGCCACGUGGAUAGUAAUCCACACGUCAUAGUCGAAUGCAUCCCAUUGGAUGUCGAGAUGGGCGAUGUGGCUCCGAUUUAUUUUAAGAAAGCAAUCAACGAAUGUGAAGGCGAAUAUAUGGAUAAUAAGAAGCUGAUCGAGACCAAAGAUCUUCGCAAGCAGAUUCCGAAAGGCUUCAGCUAUUUCGCUGUCGAUUUUGGCCUCUCGAAUGGAUUUGCUCAUGUUAUUGAGAAUCAUGAACUGUUUCCAUCGAAUUUUGGAACGGAAAUUAUCGCCGGAAUGCUUGAUUUGCCUCCGAAGAAGUGGCGAAAGCGUGAAAAAGAUGAUCUGGCGAAACAAAGAUCUCGAGCAGAGAAGUUCAAGAAAAUGUGGGAGCCGUAUGAUUGGACAAAACGCCUUCGGAAACAGGACGAUGAAGCUUAA